AUGCCCCGACGAGAAGCUUCUCCCGCUCCAUCGGAGCCGGAGCUUGAUAUCCUGGGUUCUCUGUACCCCGGGGGAGAUGACAAUGGCGGCCCUGAUUUUUCCGCAAACAAGGAUUUGGAUUUUGGUGAUAUUCUCGAUGCUCCUCGGCUGGAGGACGAUGGGGAUGAGGCCUUUAUCGCCCUGCAGCAAGCGGCGGCCAACCGAAAGACCACCAACCUGAAAGGUCGGACGGUGAAGAAGGGGGGCGGCUUUCAGGCCAUGGGACUCAACGCGAACUUGCUCAAAGCCAUCACGCGAAAAGGGUUUUCGGUUCCGACACCUAUCCAAAGAAAAACCAUACCUUUGGUCCUUGACAGAAAAGAUGUCGUAGGCAUGGCCAGAACGGGUUCCGGAAAGACGGCAGCAUUUGUCAUUCCGAUGAUUGAGAAGCUGCGAGCCCACAGUGCUCGAUUCGGCAGCCGAGCCCUCAUCCUAUCUCCCUCUCGAGAACUAGCGAUCCAAACGCUCAAGGUUGUAAAGGAGUUUUCUCGAGGAACCGACCUCAAAGCGGUGCUCCUUGUGGGUGGUGACAGCUUGGAGGAGCAGUUCGGAUCCAUGUCUUCGAACCCCGACAUCGUCAUCGCCACACCUGGUCGGUUUCUGCAUCUCAAGGUUGAGAUGAACUUGGAUCUCUCAUCAAUCAAAUAUGUCGUCUUUGACGAAGCAGAUCGACUCUUUGAAAUGGGAUUUGCCGCGCAGCUGACCGAAAUCCUACACGCCCUACCGCCGUCGAGACAGACGCUCCUGUUCUCCGCCACCCUCCCCGAGUCGUUGUACGAGUUUGCGCGCGCCGGUCUUCAAGAUCCUGAGCUUGUUCGCCUAGACGUCGAGACCAAGGUGUCCCCCGACUUGGAGAGUGCUUUCUUUUCCGUCAAGGGUGCUGAGAAAGAAGGCUCCCUGCUACAUAUCCUACACGACGUCAUCAAGGUCCCCAUUGGCUCUCCGAUGGAAGGCCAACAGGACGCUGAAAAGGGGUCAAAGAAACGGAAACGCGGACCUGACUCUGCCGGCGGAAAGCCUACGGAGUACUCUACCAUCAUCUUCACAGCUACGAAACACCACGUGGAGUACCUGGCCAACCUGUUGCAGCAUGCCGGGUUUGCUGUGUCAUAUGUCUACGGUGCACUCGAUCAACUUGCACGUCGCAUCCAGGUUGAGGACUUCAGGGGAGGCAAGACGCAUAUCCUGGUCGUCACGGAUGUUGCCGCAAGAGGUAUCGACAUCCCGAUUCUGGCCAACGUCAUCAACUUCGACUUUCCUCCCCAGCCCAAGGUAUUUGUCCACCGCGUUGGUCGAACAGCUCGAGCGGGCAAAAGGGGCUGGAGUUAUAGUCUCGUCAAGGAUGUCGACGCACCCUACCUUCUCGAUUUGCAAUUGUUUCUGGGAAGGGGCUUGUCCGUCGGUCAAGAAGGUCCUGAACCCUCUUUCGCUACCGACGUUGUGGUAGGAGCUCUCAAGAGAGAUUCUGUGGAAUCUUAUGUGGAGUGGAUGAACAAGACGCUUGGUGAUAGCGAAGACAUCGACGCUCUGCGAAAGGUCGCCGCGAAGGCUGAGAAGCUGUACAUGAAGACGCGAAACUCGGCCUCUAGCCAAAGCGCAAAGCGUUCCCGAGAGAUUGUGGCCUCGGAUGCAUGGAUGCAACUGCACCGUCUCUUUGGCCAAGAUGUUGAUGGUACCGAGCGCGCCCGUGCCGCCAUGCUGGCGCGAAUCAGUGGCUAUAAACCUUCCGAAACGAUUUUCGAGGUUGGCCAUGCUGACAAGUCGACAUCGGAAGCUGCAGAGGUUAUGAAACACAUUCGAAAGAGGAUCACCCCGAGGAACAGGCAGGUCAAGGCCGAUGAGGAGGAGAAGCGAAUGGAAGAAUCUGGCGGCAUGCAUGAUGGAGAAGACAUCAUGGUGGAUGCCAACGAAUCAGCAGAUGAAGACGAUGACGACGAGAUGGAAGUGACAGUCUCCAACACGGGCCGAAAAAGCAAGAACGAGACCAACUGGCAAGAUCCGGAGCUGUUCAUGUCAUACACGCCGAGGAACACCAAUGCUGCGGAAGAACGAGGCUACGGCGUGCACUCCGGUGGCGGUUCCAACUUCGUCGAGGCCGCUCGUGACGCCACGAUGGAUCUGACCAACGACGACUCCGCCAAGUCGUUUGGUAUGCCCUCCCGACAAAAGAUGCGCUGGGACAAAAAGUCCAAGAAUUACGUGUCUCGCGACAAUGAUGACGACGGCUCCAAGGGCGCCAAGAUGGUUGUCGGCGAGAGCGGCGUCAAGAUAGCCGCCUCCUUCAAGAGCGGCCGUUUCGACAAGUGGAGGCGCGCCCAGCGACUUGGUCGCCUGCCGCAGAUCGGCGAGGCGGAACGGCCAGGCGCUUCCAGGGGAAUUCCUUCUGGUCAACGCUACAAGCACAACCAGGAGAAGGCGCCGAGGGAGGCGGACAAGUACAGAGACGACUUCCACGUGCGGAAAAAGCGAGUCGCCGAGGCGAGAGAGAAGCGCAUGGGCAGGUUCCGGGAUGGCAUGGGCAGCAAGAAGGAACUAAAGGGCAUGGACGAUAUGCGCAAAGGCAGAGAGGAAAAGGAAAAGAAGAUGGCCAAGAACGCGAGGCCAGCGCGGAAGAAGUAA
This is a messenger RNA of Drechmeria coniospora, 2658 nucleotides long. RefSeq names its product ATP-dependent RNA helicase dbp10. Gene Ontology annotation, molecular function: RNA binding; RNA helicase activity; ATP binding. Gene Ontology annotation, cellular component: nucleus. The record is from RefSeq and is a predicted model, not a curated record. Lineage: Eukaryota; Fungi; Ascomycota; Sordariomycetes; Hypocreales; Ophiocordycipitaceae. Bases 1 to 2658 code for a protein of 885 amino acids. The transcript is spliced from 2 exons.